ACCAUCUUCCCAUAAUCUUAUCACACCAAAAACAUCAACAUUUGUAUCAAUCAAUCUCAAUAUAUAAUUAAUGGCAGGAAAAGGAUCAGUAAAACUUCUGGGUUUCUCAGCAAGUCCAUACGUAAACCGAGUUCAGAUUGCCCUCAAUCUCAAAUCAAUUGAGUAUGAAUAUCUGAAAGAAACAUUCGGCACAAAGAGUGAACUUCUUCUGAAAUCAAACCCAGUUCACAAGAAAAUGCCAGUGAUGAUCCAUGACGACAAACCCAUAUGCGAAUCCCUAAUCAUAGUACAAUACAUCGACGAACAAUGGACAUCCGGUCCGACCAUCCUCCCAACCGACGCAUAUGAUCGUGCCAUCGCCCGUUUCUGGGCUGCCUAUGUAGACGACAAGAUGUUCCCUUCUUUGAGAGAGUAUCGAAUGGCGGCGGAGGAAGAAAAAUUGAGUAAAUUGGAAAGGGUGAAGGAAGGGUUUGCUUUGUUAGAAGAAGCUUUUGUGAAAUCAAGUAAAGGGAAGGCGUAUUUUGGAGGGGAGAAUAUUGGGUAUUUGGAUAUUGCCUUUGGAAGUUUGUUGGGAUGGGUGAAAGCAGGGGAGAAGAUGGCGGAUUUGAAGUUUCUAGAAGAAUCUAAUACUCCUAAUCUUGUGAAGUGGGUUGAGAGUUUCCUUUCGCAUGAGGCUGUAAAGGGUGUCAUUCCUGAGACUGACGUGAUAGUUGAGGUUGCCAAGAAGCUUGCAGCCAUGGCCAAAUCUCAAACCUAAAAGUUAAAUUGGUGUAAUUUGCUUCUAUUUUGAUUGUAGAGUGUGGGCUCUUAAUUGUAUCCUUAAUA
This is a messenger RNA of Impatiens glandulifera, 825 nucleotides long. Its product is annotated as glutathione S-transferase U17-like. Gene Ontology annotation, biological process: glutathione metabolic process. Gene Ontology annotation, molecular function: glutathione transferase activity. Bases 71 to 757 code for a protein of 228 amino acids. Gene Ontology annotation, cellular component: cytoplasm. The record is from RefSeq and is a predicted model, not a curated record. NCBI's taxonomy places the organism in Eukaryota, Viridiplantae, Streptophyta, Magnoliopsida, Ericales, Balsaminaceae. The transcript has 2 exons.